This is a messenger RNA of Peromyscus eremicus (cactus mouse), 1860 nucleotides long. It is a transcript of the gene Tbce, whose product is annotated as tubulin folding cofactor E. NCBI's taxonomy places the organism in Eukaryota, Metazoa, Chordata, Mammalia, Rodentia, Cricetidae. Gene Ontology annotation, molecular function: alpha-tubulin binding. The transcript has 17 exons. Gene Ontology annotation, biological process: protein folding. The record is from RefSeq and is a predicted model, not a curated record. Bases 142 to 1716 code for a protein of 524 amino acids.
GUCUCAGGUGAUGCUGCCAGGCGCCAGCGGACCUGACUGGCUGUCACUGUGGACGAAAGCCCUGGUUUCCGUUAUUGACGGUUCUGGUGGACAGCGGUCGUUGUAGCUGGGUCUCCUGUUUUGGAUUCUUGUUGUCUUAUAAUGAGUGACAUUUUGCCAUUAGAUGUCGUUGGUAGGAGAGUUGAAGUUAAUGGAGAAUUUGCAACAGUGCGCUUUUGUGGUGAUGUUCCUCCUGUGGCAGGACUCUGGUUAGGAGUCGAAUGGGACAAUCCCGAGAGAGGAAAGCAUGAUGGGAGCCAUGAAGGUACUAUGUAUUUUAAAUGCAGGCACCCAACAGGAGGCUCCUUUGUUCGUCCAAACAAAGUUAAUUUUGGAGUAGACUUUCUUACGGCCCUUAAGAAGCGGUAUGUGCUAGAAGAUGGGUCUGAUGAUGAUGGAAAAUCAUGUUCCUUAAAAGUUGGAAGUAAACAAGUGCAAACUGUUGGUUUUGACAAUAUUACAAAGAAGCAGAGUCAGCUGAGAGCACUGCAAAACAUAUCCCUGUGGAAGUGUGCUGUGAGUCAUGCUGGUGAACAAGGAAGAAUUGCUGAAGCCUGCCCCAAUAUUCGAGUUGUAAAUUUGUCCAAGAACUUGUUGUCAUCUUGGGCUGAAGUGGUUCUUAUUGCAGAGCAGCUCAACAACCUGGAGGUUCUCGAUCUCAGUGAAAAUAAACUGCAGUUUCCUUCUGACUCACCAACUCCAACUGGAACAUUUUCUAAUCUGAAGAUUUUAGUCCUAAACAAAAUGGGAAUAACGUGGACUGAGGUGCUGCGCUGUGCCCCUUCAUGGCCAGUCCUGGAGGAACUUUACCUCAAGUCUAACAGUAUUUCCAUUUCAGAAAGGCCAGUGAACGUCCUGCAGAAGAUGAGGCUUCUAGACCUUUCCUCUAACCCAGCAAUUGAUGAAAGCCAGCUGUGCCUCAUAGCAUAUCUGCCCAGAUUAGAACACCUACUCAUUUCUGACACUGGACUUUCUUCUAUACAUUUCCCGGAUGCUGGAAUUGGGUGCAAAACAUCCAUGUUCCCGUCCUUGCAGUACCUCGUAGUCAAUGACAACCAAAUAUCAGAAUGGUCAUUUAUCAAUGAGCUAGAUAAAUUACAGAGCCUACAGGCUCUGUCCUGUACUAGAAACCCCUUGACUGAAAGAGACAAAGCAGAGGAGAUCAUCAUUGCCAAGAUUGGUCAGCUGAAGACCCUGAACAGGUGUCAGAUUCUUCCAGAGGAAAGGCGUGGAGCUGAGCUUGAUUACCGAAAAACCUUUGGAAAUGAAUGGAAAAAGGCUGGUGGACAUCCGGAUCCAGACAAAAACAGGCCAAAUGCAGAGUUUCUUUCGGCCCAUCCUAGAUACGAGCUUCUCUGCUGCAAAUACGGUGCACCUGAAGAUGAGGAACUCAAAACACAGCAGCCAUUCAUGCUCAAAAAUCAGCUACUAACACUGAAGAUAAAAUGCUCAAACCAAGUUGAACAGAAAGUAUUAGAAAAGCAGUUGCCAGAUUCCAUGACAAUUCAAAAGGUAAAGGGACUGCUGUCACGUCUUCUCAAAGUUCCUGUGUCAGAACUUCUGUUGUCCUAUGAAAGUCCCAAGAUGCCGGGCAGAGAAAUUGAACUAGAAAAUGACCUACAGUCAUUACAGUUUUAUUCUGUGGAGAAUGGAGAUUGUCUACUAGUGCGAUGGUAACAGUCCAGCCCUAAGAGUUUAGCGACUGGAAUGUUGUAUACACCAGAAACAAAAACUCUGCCCUCACAAAGGAUGUAUGUUUUGUUGGGAAAGGACCAUUUGGUUGUAUAUUAAUAGAAUAAUAAAGGCGUUGAUUACUAGUGA